Molecule: messenger RNA, 816 nt
Organism: Salvia miltiorrhiza (redroot sage)
Lineage: Eukaryota; Viridiplantae; Streptophyta; Magnoliopsida; Lamiales; Lamiaceae
Exons: 1
Coding region: 1-816 (271 amino acids)
Source: RefSeq, a predicted model, not a curated record
AUGGAGUAUGAUGGAUCUGAUGACCCGGAGGUACACGUGGCCCAGUUUGAAACUAUGAUCACAUUGCAUCAGUACACGGAAGGGAUCAAGUGUAGAAUCUUCUCUACCACGCUAACAGGGAUGGCCAAGCAGUGGUUCAGAGCUCUGGGGCCUGAUUCUAUCCAUUCCUUUGAACAGUUACAUGAUACCUUCAUGUGUCAAUUCGCCAGUUCCAAACGAGCUGAGAAGACCGUUAUGUCAUUAAUGGAUUUAAAACAGGAACCCACUGGGACUUUGAAGGAGUUUGCCGCCCGGUUUACCAAAGCAUCCUUAGAGGUGCCCAAGGCUGAAUCCCAGAUUAAGGGUUAUGCUUUUGUACGGGGGCUAAGACUUGGAGCUUUCUUUGACAAUCUGCAAGUAAAACAACCAAGAGACUUUGAUGAUAUCUUAGCCCGGCUCCCGGGAUACAUACAACUCGAGGAAGCCAGGGAUGCCCAAAAGACAGAGUACGGCGGAGGUAAACCUAAGGAAGUGGAAAAUAAAAUUGAAGCAUCGGAGACUCGCCCUCAAGGGAGAGCACCAUAUCGGGGAAUGCCACCUCGAGUGCUUCCAGGGAAAGUGCAGCUCGCGUAUCAGCCCCCUCGUAAUGAACAAACAUACAUAGGCGUGAAUAACAUUAACCGACUCAUUGAUCAAACUCCGCUAAAUAAACCCCAAGAGGAGAUUUUUCACCUAAUUAAAAAUGAACCAUGGUUCAGAGCUCCAUCGGACUUUGCGGCUGGAGCUCCCAAGCCUGGACUGAAUGGGUUGUUAUAUCAAUACCACAAUCAUUAUUGA